Messenger RNA from Lacerta agilis (Sand lizard), 4857 nucleotides. RefSeq names its product family with sequence similarity 120C (gene FAM120C). Gene Ontology annotation, cellular component: nucleus. The coding region runs from base 191 to 3484 and encodes 1097 amino acids. The record is from RefSeq and is a predicted model, not a curated record. The transcript has 16 exons. Lineage: Eukaryota; Metazoa; Chordata; Lepidosauria; Squamata; Lacertidae.
AGGAGCGGAGGAGGAGGAGGAGAAGGAGAAGAAAGCUACAACAUGGCGGCUGCGUCCAUUCCCAUGAACCGGGCGCUGUGAGGAGCGAAGCGCCAGGAGCUGGAGCAGCUCUGACUGUGCCAGGUCCUGGUUCCGGGGGUGCCCGCCCCGUCGCGGAAGUGGGGCCCGCACCCCUCCGCCGCGCGCGGCCAUGGGGGUGCAAGGCUUCCAAGAGUUCGUGGAAAAGCGCUGCCCGGGGGCUGUGGUGCCCGUGGACCUGUUGAAGCUGGCGCGGGCCGUCGGGGGCCGUGGAGGCGGGGGCCCUGCCUACUGCGCCGCCUUCCACCCGCCCGGCGGCUACCCGCACCCCGCCGGGGCCGCGCCAGGCCUGGGAGCUGUGGUCGGUGCUGGCCCCUACGGUCACCCGCAGCCCUCGCCCGGCUUGCCCGGCCCAGCAGCCGCCCCGUGCCCAGCUCGGCUCCUGGUGGAUGCAGAUUCGGCCUUGCAGCGUCUCUACGGCGGCUACCAGACGGACUGGGUGUGUGGGGGCCAGUGGAAUGCUAUGGUGGGCUACCUGGCUGCCCUUUCGCAGGCCUGCCUCUACCAAGGCGGGCUGGAGCUGGCUGUCAUCUUCAACGGAGGGCUCGGGAAGGAGAGGCUGCCUGAGUGGGGCAGGAAGGCGCAGGCGGAGAGACAGACAGCCCAGCUCAUCGCUGGGCAUGUGGGCAACAAGGGUACCCCGCCACCCCGGGCCUGGUUCCUUCCCCCAGCCUGCUUGGGGCACUGCGUCCGCUUGGCCAUGAUUCGAUUCCGGGUCAAGGUGUUCCAGAGCCUGGAGGAUCAUCAUCAGGAAGUGGUAUCCUUCUUCCGGGAGAAUGGUUUCCAUGGGCUCAUUGCCCAUGACUCUGAGUAUGCCCUCUGCAACAUACCCUCCUAUUAUAGCUCCCAUGCCCUCAAACUGAGCUGGAAUGGCAAGAACCUCACCACCAACCAGUUCCUGAUGCAAGAAGUGGCCAAGCAGCUGGGCCUCAAGCUAAGCAGCUUUCCCAUCUUUGCUGCCUUGUUAGGGAACCACAUCCUUCCAGAUGAAGAUUUGGCUGCCUUCCAUUGGAGCCUUCUUGGACCAGACCACCCACUAGCUUCACUCAAGGUGCGCGCCCAUCAGCUGGUCCUGCCACCCUGUGAUGUAGUCAUCAAGGCUGUGUCCGAGUAUGUCAGCUCCAUCAAAAAUCCCUCCAACUUGGAUGUGAUAGGGAGAGAUGUCUUCAAGCACUCCCAGUCCAGGACCGAAGAUAAAAUUGAGCGUUUCAAGAAGGCUGUAGAAUACUAUUCCGUGGCCACGAAGGCACCGCCUACCCCAGUGGGCCAGUCCCCGUAUGUUCUUCCAGCUUUCGGGCCCAACCACUUUGGAGGGGCAGCACCUAUGAACCGCAAUCCAAUGGUACCGCUCCCUUCUGGGAAGGCUGUGUUUGCACCUCAGAUGGGGCCAAAGAUGCAGUACCACCCGCCUUCCACUCAUGGCGGUGUUGCCACCUCUUCGUCUUUCCUUCCCGGCCCUGGCUCCAGUUUUCUCUUCUCUCCACAUGGCCUGGUGGAUGCAGCCCCUUUCCACGAGGACCCUGCUCUGAAGGGCGGACACUUCAACAACUGGCCUGUUUCAUAUGACAACUGCCCUGCCAAGUUCCCCAACCACCACCUGAGUUCCAAGCCCUCCCCAUCAUCUGGGCCUGGGUCUUCUCCCUCCUCCUCCUCCGAUGGAGAAGAGCACAACGGAACCAGCUCCAACCAUGUCUCUGAAUCCGGACCUCGCAAGUCUGGCUGGGAGGAUCCUGGGGCUGAGAAGAGGAUGAGCCAAGGCUGGGGGCAGCCAGCUGGGGGCACCGGCAACUCAGAGAGGAGCCUGAGUGGGCCUGAGGCUCACAUUCCUUCGCUGCUCUCCAUGGCGACUCGCAACCACAUGGACAUCACCACCCCGCCCCUGCCCACUGUUGCCCCUGAGGUGCUUCGGGUGGCUGAGCACCGGCACCGGCGGGGACUUAUGUACCCAUUCAUCUACCAUGUCCUAACGAAGGGUGAAAUCAAGAUCCCAGUGUGCAUUGAAGACGAGUGCAACACCGAGCUGCCGCCAGCAGCUGUCCUUUUCCGGGCUGCGCGGCAGCAUGUCUAUGGCGUCCUCUUCAGUGUGGCUGAGACCCAGAGGCGGAUGGAACGGCUGGCUGUGCGCAAGCGUAUCCCUGUGAAAACUCCUCCUGUUAUCGUCAAGGAAUGGUCGGCAUACAAGGGGAAAUCCCCACAGACUCCAGAAUUGGUUUCGGCCCUUGCUUUUCGAGAGUGGACAUGUCCCAACCUCAAGAAGCUGUGGCUGGGCAAAGCAGUGGAGGACAAGAACCGACGCAUGAGAGCCUUUUUGGCCUGUAUGAAAUCAGAUACCCCCAGCAUGCUCAAUCCCGCCAAUGUCCCCACACAUCUGCUGCUUAUGUGCUGUGUGCUACGAUACAUGAUACAGUGGCCUGGGGGUCGGAUCCUGCAUAGACAUGAGUUGGACGCCUUCCUAGCCCAGGCUGUGUCUGCUCAGCUAUAUGAGCCAGAUCAGCUUCAAGAGCUGAAGAUUGAGAAGCUGGAUCCCCGGGGAGUUCAGCUGGCUGCUCUGUUUAUGAGUGGAGUGGACACAGCCCUCUUCGCCAACGAUGCAUGUGGGCAGCCCGUCCCUUGGGAACAUUGCUGCCCAUGGAUCUACUUUGACGGGAAGCUUUUCCAGAGCAAGCUAAUCAAAGCCACGUGGGAAAAGGCACCCCUGAUAGACCUGUGUGAUGGACAGAAUGAACAGGUGUCCAAGGUAGAGAAGAUGAGGCAGAGCAUCCUGGAAGGCAUCAACUUCAACCGCCAGGCUCCGCCUCCCCUGCUCCCACCUCCGCCCUUUGUAUCUUCCAUGGCCCCAUCCUUUUACCCUAUGCCUCUCUACCAUCGCGCCAUUGGUUCUGUUCAGCCUUCAGCCCCUGGGAGGACCAGAGGCUUCACAGGUCUUCACCCUAUCCCGCCGCAAGGAGGCAAAUUGGAGAUUGCUGGCAUGGUGGUGGGCCAGUGGGCUGGAAGCAAGCCAUCCCGUGGGCAGGGUUCCUUCGGCAUGCAAGUGGUAUCCGUUGGAGGCCCAGGGAAAGGCCGUGGUCGUGAUAAUUCUGGAAAAAUCCCCAAAGGAAACAAGAAAGUGAGCAAGCAGGGCUCUACAGAAGGAACUGCCAAGACACCAGAGUUCAACAAUAACAACAAUGGUGGCAACAGCAGCAGCCGUCCUCAGUCCCAGGUGAACGGGAACGGGGGCACCACCCCCACGGUGGGCGAGGACCCAGGGGCUGGAGCCUGCCCCUCAGCCACAUCACCUUGUGCCUUAGCCAGAGACGCUGACUCGUGCAAUAACAACAGCCCGUUCUUUGGGACGCUGAGCGGGGAUCCUGAACGGUGCCCGGAGAACAAGCUUUCCUUCCCAGCUCUGCAGAAAGAGGAGUGAAUGGAAGCCGCUGUGGGUCCGAUUGGCUGGCAGUGGGGCGGUGGAGAGAAGUGUCAUGGAGUUACCAACUAGUGGGGCGGGGGGGGGGGGAGGAUACACCACUUCUGCAAAUCCCCAGAAUGGAAACAUUUGAGCUGGUGAGAAUGGUUAAGCGGUGGGGAGGUCCAGGAGCAGAGCUUUCUUGACAACUCACAUCUGGAGGGUUUGUGUCCUGGGUGCUUCUUCUUCUUCCCUGUGAGUAGCAGAUGCAGCCCUGGAGGGUGGCGGGGUGGCAUGGGAUGGCUUGGGGCUCUUGUCCCACCCUGGAUGGCCACACCAGCGCUUUUUGCUCUCUGCCCCUUGAAUUUGCCAUUGUGCCAAUCGGAUCCGAAAGGGCGGCAUUUAUUUUCCCUUUUAAAAUUUUUAUUUGAAUUUGUUUUGAUUUUUUUUAAACAAUUUUAUAGGGGGGAGUUGUUUUUAGGGUGCAAGAUUUAUGGCAAUUCUGGAUUUGGGGAAUGGGAUAUUUUUUAAAGGAGAAAAAGCCGGCAAGGUUUUAUUUUAAAAUGGGGCAGAUUUUUCCUGCCUGCCUUGUUAAUUUCUUGCCAGCUCCCCCACCAGCAGGCCAAACAGCAGUGUUGCUUGGGGUGGGGGUGGUGGCAGACAGCAUGGAGCGAAGAUUUUUUGGGGUGGGUGUGUGUAGGAAAAGACAAUGAUUUUUAAAAGAGAGAGAGAGAGCAGCACAGCUACUGCACCUUAUACUCCCAAGUGUGUAUAGCAGUCAGCUUGUGCUUUUUAUUAUAUAUAAGAGAGAGAAAGAGAGAGAGAUUAUAUUUAUAUAUAACGUGAAUAGAGCUAUAUAUAAAUAUGAACACGGCAAGCCCGGAAGGGUGAAAAUGUUCCCGGGAGACAACUUGUGUUCCGAAAUGCGCUAUGCGUUCUUUGUGAAUUAAAGGACCUGUGUCCCCAGUGGCCAGCAGUUGGCCCUGCUAACAGGGCUGCUGGGGCAGAUGAACCAGGCCUCCUGAUAUCAGACAGAAAACUUCUUAUCCUUCAAGCGGACGAGCACUUACUGUUACAAUUCCACGACUGAGCAAACGAAUAGGGCUGGAGCUGUAAAGGGGUUUGGGGCUAAGGGUGGAUUUGUCACCCUGUCGCCAUGGGGCGGGUGGUGGGGAGGCUGGAAGUCAAAAGUAUCAAACCGACCCAGAGCCUUGGGGGGCAAAGAGGGAGGGGGUAACCCAGGAGAACAUAAAACAGUUCAAGUGAUUUACUGUUCUAUAGGCUGAGUUGUGUGCACCCUGCAGCUUCAGCAAACAAUCUGGAAAUCAGUGCAGGGUUUGGCGUUCUCAAAUCACAGCUUUUAGUUUCAAAGCAACAACUAUCCUUUUUAAAAA